This is a messenger RNA of Hevea brasiliensis (rubber tree), 1428 nucleotides long. Its product is annotated as purple acid phosphatase 3. Gene Ontology annotation, molecular function: acid phosphatase activity; ferrous iron binding; ferric iron binding. Bases 201 to 1202 code for a protein of 333 amino acids. The record is from RefSeq and is a predicted model, not a curated record. Lineage: Eukaryota; Viridiplantae; Streptophyta; Magnoliopsida; Malpighiales; Euphorbiaceae. The transcript is spliced from 7 exons.
GCCUUUCUUGUACAAAUAUUUCAAGCAACAUUUUUUUCGUCUCCUCACAAGUUAUUCUUCCACAACCUCUACCACAAAGCUAUUAAAGGGUAUUAAUUGUAAUUACACCUCCAACCUUACAAGCUUGAUCACCCAAAAUAACUCUGGCUUUCCCAUAUAUUAUUAAUUUCUUGAAGGAAAAUAUUCCAAUCCAAUCUCUCAUGGCGUUUCCACCUACUAAAAUCAAGAUUCUUCCUCCUCUCUUUGCGACCAUAAUCAUCUGUUUCUGCUUUGUUUCGUCAUUGGCAGAGAUUCCACAUUUCCAGCAGCCAUUAAAAUCUGAUGGUUCUCUGAGCUUCUUAGUGGUUGGAGACUGGGGAAGAAGAGGACUUUACAACCAAUCCCAAGUUGCUCAACAGAUGGGAUUAAUUGGAGAGGAACUGAAAAUAGAUUUUGUGAUCUCUACGGGUGAUAAUUUUUAUGAAGAUGGUUUGACAGGAGUGGAUGAUCCAGCAUUUUUUGAGUCGUUUACUAAUAUCUACACUGCCCCAAGCUUGCAAAAGCAGUGGUACUGCGUUCUGGGAAACCAUGAUUACAGGGGUGAUGCUGAAGCACAGUUGAAUCCCAUUCUUACAAAAAAGGAUAGUAGAUGGCUUUGCCUGAGGUCAUUUAUAGUCAAUGCAGAAAUUGUUGAGUUUUUCUUCGUGGACACAACUCCAUUUGUGAAUGAGUACUUCAUAAACCCAGGGGAUCAUACCUAUGACUGGAAAGGUGUAUCUCCUAGGGAGAAUUACCUAGCAAAUCUGUUGAAGGAUGUGGAUUCAGCGCUGGGAAGUACUACUGCAAAAUGGAAAAUUGUUGUUGGUCACCAUACAAUCUUAAGUGCAGGACACCAUGGAAUCACAGACGAGCUUCUAAAGCAGCUUGUUCCAAUUCUACAGAAACAUAAUGUUGAUGCUUACAUAAAUGGGCAUGAUCACUGCAUGGAACACAUCAGCAGCAGCCACAGCAAAAUUCAAUUCCUAACAAGCGGAGGUGGCUCAAAAGCUUGGAGAGGAGAUAUAAGGAAGUGGAAUCCAGAGGAAUUGAAGUUAUAUUAUGAUGGCCAAGGUUUUAUGUCAGUGCAAAUCACUGACACCAACGCCAUUUUUGUAUUCUAUGAUAUUUUUGGCAAUGUUUUGCAUCAAUGGAGCAUAUCUAAAGAGAGUCAGUCAUCUGCAUAGAGAUACCAUAAUUAAGUACUGCUAGUGCUAGGAGUAUGUAAUCACUAUUUGUGAGUAAAAAAGCAAGAAAGAUUUGAAAAAUUAAAAAGAUAAAUUUGUAAUGAGGUACAAAAUAUAACUGAAUCUAUGUUUUAGCCAUGGAGGCUUCCACACUGGUCUGGUGUACAAACAAAUAUUGCUAUUAGUAGUUUGAAUUAUUUUUAUUUAAUUAAAUAUCUUCUAUGAA